AUGGCCUUCAACUUCGAGUCGCAACCGUCUGGGCCGUCGCCCUUAGGCUUCCUAACCACGAAUCCCAUAGCCAAUGCAGUUUCCGAUGUAUACAAGUCCUUCUCCGAGCGACGGGACAGGCUCGGCUUGUCUAAUCCCGGCACCGUCGAGACUAUCGCAAAGGAGGUUCAGCGUGAAGUUUCUCUCACCAAUUACAUGCAUACAGGUAUAAGGGCAGACCUUACUAAGGCAGUCAGUCUAUCACCGUUAUUCCAGGUAUCGCAUCAGUUUGCGAUGGGUGAGCAUCAGAAUCCUUAUGCCUUUGCAGGUCUCUUUGGAACCAACAAGGUAUUCCUCCAAGGAAGCAUGGAUAACAAUGGCAUGCUAUCAACAAGAUUUAACUACCGUUGGAACCCCUCCUUUGUCACCAAGACGCAAUUUUCUAUAGGCGCCCAGGAUAUGGCAUCAAUUGAACACGAAUAUACAGGCAGUGACUUUACCUCUUCCCUCAAGAUGCUCAACCCCUCCUACCUUGAGGGUGGUUUGACUGGUAUUUACAUCUUGAGCCAUCUACAAUCCAUCACCAGCAAACUUGCCCUCGGUAUAGAGGCCGUUUGGCAACGCGCUGCGCUGAAUCAGCCGCCCGAGUCUGCCCUAUCAUAUUGCGCAAAGUAUAAGUCCGACGAUUGGAUCGCAACCGCCCAAAUUCAUGCGCAAGGCGCCCUUAACACAACGUACUGGCGGAGAUUGACAGAUAAGGUCCAAGCCGGUGUCGACAUGACUCUCCAAGUGGCUCCUGGCCCUGGGGGUCUGAUGGGAGGUAGCUUGCAGAAGGAAGGACUUACAUCUGUUGGUAUCAAAUACGAUUUCCGCAUGUCAACAUUCCGAGCGCAGGUCGAUUCCAAAGGAAAAUUAGGCUGCAUACUAGAGAAGCGCGUGGCACCACCUGUCAUGAUGUCCUUCUGCGCUGAUGUCGACCACUUCACUCAAUCUGCCAAGGUCGGUCUUGGAAUUAGCAUCGAAGCUGGUGGUGAGGAACUGCAGGAGCAACAAGAAGCUCUUGGUGCUCAGGCGUCUCCUAAUAUCCCCUUUUAA
Messenger RNA from Daldinia childiae, 1074 nucleotides. RefSeq names its product Mitochondrial import receptor subunit tom40. Gene Ontology annotation, biological process: protein import into mitochondrial matrix. The coding region runs from base 1 to 1074 and encodes 357 amino acids. The transcript has 3 exons. Gene Ontology annotation, molecular function: transmembrane protein transporter activity. The record is from RefSeq and is a predicted model, not a curated record. Gene Ontology annotation, cellular component: mitochondrial outer membrane; mitochondrial outer membrane translocase complex. Lineage: Eukaryota; Fungi; Ascomycota; Sordariomycetes; Xylariales; Hypoxylaceae.